This is a messenger RNA of Zingiber officinale, 848 nucleotides long. Its product is annotated as CASP-like protein 4A2. The record is from RefSeq and is a predicted model, not a curated record. Lineage: Eukaryota; Viridiplantae; Streptophyta; Magnoliopsida; Zingiberales; Zingiberaceae. The coding region runs from base 57 to 689 and encodes 210 amino acids. The transcript has 3 exons.
AAAACGCACGCAAGGAAAAUUAAAGCCCAAAGAGAGACAAAUAAUUGAGCCGAGUCAUGAGUUCGCCAGUGCCUGACUCCGGGAGCCCUUCCCUGCCUCCGCCCGUCGCACCGAACAGAGCGGCGCCGGCGCCGGCGGUCACCUUGGGCUCUACGGUAGCGAAGUCGGUGGCAGGGGUCGACGGGCGGGCGGCGGAGAGGAGAUUCAUAGCUGCGCCGCAGUCAGUGAGACAGCGCCCGUGGUCGGUACGUGCGGCGAUCGGGCUCCGUGUUGUGGCGCUGCUGCUGUGCAUGAUCGCCUUCUCGGUGAUGGCCUCCGACAAGACAGAGGGAUGGGCGGGAGACUCGUACGACCGAUAUGAGGAAUUCCGGUACCUGGUCGGAGUGAACGUGAUCGCCUUCGUCUACUCCCUGUAUCAGGUUUACGAGCGGAUCCACCGGAUGACCACCAUGAGCAGCCUAAUCAGUCGCCCGCUUCGUUAUUAUUUCGAUCUCACGAUGGAUCAGAUACUGGCUUAUCUUCUGAUGUCUUCGUCGUCGGCCGCAGCCUCUCGCAAUGACGCAUGGGCUUCGACGUUCGGAAGCGACGCCUUCACGCGCAAGGCAAAGGGAUCCAUCACCGUUUCGUUCAUCGCCUUCUUCGUGUUCGCGCUCAGCGCUCUCAUCUCUGCGCACAACCUUUUCAGGUAGAAGCUCGAUUCUGAUACCUGGCAUGUCAAAUUGAUUAUUAUAUGUACGAAGGGUGGUUAUAAAUUGGGGGCAAGCAGGAAUACGCCAAUACGUACGUUCAAACAUUUUUUUUAAGCUCAUAUUUGUAUACCGUUUUGCAAUUGUGUUUGAUUAUUCAAA